This is a messenger RNA of Tigriopus californicus, 2240 nucleotides long. RefSeq lists its product as uncharacterized. The transcript has 2 exons. The record is from RefSeq and is a predicted model, not a curated record. Lineage: Eukaryota; Metazoa; Arthropoda; Copepoda; Harpacticoida; Harpacticidae. The coding region runs from base 353 to 1888 and encodes 511 amino acids.
GCUAUUUGUCACACUUUUUUGAAGUACUUUUGUAGGUGCUUAUUUCUAUGUUGGAUCGCGAGAUGAAAAAGGAAAGAACAUCAAACUUUUGGAUGAUCAAACUGGACAAACGGAGCCGUUAAAACGAGUCAAGAACAAACAUUUUACACUUCGAUUACCAGAUGGUCUGGACAUCACAAGAUUUGAUCAAUUUGGAAUUUGGUCUACUGGAAUCAACCGUUCCUUGAGCCACGUUGACAUCAAACAACCGGAAACGGAUGUGAUUGAUCAACAAAAAAGACCUAUUGGACCGAAUCAGAAGUGCAAAAGUAGACGAAGACGAUCAUUACGAACACCUGCAAAUAAUGCUGACAUGCCCAACUUUGAGCAUUUUCCAAAGAAGAGUGGAUUUGGAAAGGAUUCAAUUGAUAAACCCAUUGAGCCAAUAUCAGCGGACAUAGAAGAACCAAGUCAACAAACCUCUCAGAAACCAUGGGUUGACUUGAAGAAACGUCAAGAUCUAUCAGUGGAAACCCAGACUCUUCCAACUGAUAACGUUAUUGAUAGAAUUGACAAUGACGAAGACUAUAACGAUGACGAUGACAAUGAUGAUGACGAUGACACUAACCCUGACAAUGAUGUCGAGUGUUACGAGCAGAGUUCGUCAACAACUGAAAGACAAAUGGUUUCCAUGGAGUUACUAAAGAACUCGAAAUCUUCGAGUCCAAAAGCUGCACCAUUAUUGUCCGAAUCGGUGGUGAUACAACCAUCGCCCCCAGCUCCCAACCCACAUGCCUUGGCCGAUAAGAGCAUUUACAAUAUGGAACCCUUUGAGGAGAUCAAACCAGCCAAUGAACAAGCACCAGCUUGGCAGAAAUACUGGCAACUCAACCAUAUGGUGGCAAACUAUUCCAGUACCGACAAACGCCAAUUAAAGCAGACAAAUCAUGUGCCAUCCAAAGAGGAGCCAAAGUUGGAUGAGCAUUCAAUCAACCUCCUUGAAAAGUCAAAGCUAAUAUCGCAGUUAAAAGAGAGGCUGAAGAACCGCAAGAUCGAUAUGGCGUCUUUGGUGAGCUCAAAUCAAUCUCCCUUCAGCAAGUCAAAAACACGGAAACCGUCUGUUCCAGCCCAUUUUCAAGACCCCAUGACGAAAGCUGAAAAAUUCUUCGCCGUGAAAAACAAGCUAAUCGCCGAAAGAAGGAAUAGGCCAUUUGGAUUGGAAAAAAGUGAUCGAUAUAAAGCGUCAGAGAAAUCAUCUGACUUCCGAUCAUACCUUAGUGACCUUUUGUCCCCUCUCAAGCGACUUCUUAAGAGUGCAUUGGGGUACCCUUCAGAUCCUCCUUCACGCAGAAGUCCUCAAGUGAAAAGGAAAUUAUUUUUGCCCUGGGAGCAAACCAGACUCCCAAGUCCAACCAGGAGGAGCCAUCGAAGACGUAAGCCACAUUUGACUGCGACCAUGACACGAUCCCAAAUGAAACACAUCUAUCCAGGAAACGUCCCAAAACCUAUGCCAACGCCAGCGUAUGUUGGCAAGAAUAUGCUGCAAAGCCAAAUGCUGGCCAUUCACCAUCAAACCAAGCGAAAAACGCAAGAGAACUUCAUGGAAGAGCACUUACGAAAGAGAAACCGGAAUCCAUUUCUAUCACAAAACAACAUUGGACAAAUUGACCCAACAUUGAGUCCAAAAUCGAAACCAAAGAAAGAAACUGUCACUAAUACUACUGCUACGACGACGAAGGCAACAUCACCACCCACACCGCCCCUAUCUGGCCUAGUGGAACGUGGUUCCAAUCCCGUGUCUCCGUCGUCCUCUUCCCUCGAUGAGUUCCGUCCAAUUCUACCUUUGGUCAAUGGUGGCGCCUUACCAGCGUUAGCUUUCAAUGUUCUUGACUCCUCCUUGGAGGGAUAAUCUCCGUGAUAAAAAUGAUCUUGAGUCAAAGAUGCAAUGUUCCAGAGGAGAAACCUCUUGGCCGGGUGCAAUAGAAUGAAUGAUAUUAUUCAUAGUAACAAUAAUGAAAAAAAGGUCCAGGGAAUGAAGAUCAACCCUACUUCCGUCAUUGCCAUUUUUGCUUCGUCUUCUUGGACGUAGUGCUCUUGAAGAGGUGAAUCCUUGUUUUGUUAAUGAUGAUGAUUGAUCAAUAGAACUGUCAUUUUCUCUUAAGGUUGCCAUAAAAAAUGUAGCAGCAUUAUUCAGCAACUGCUUGAUUAUGAACCUUGAACUUUUAAAUUCUUGCGUCAUCAAAUGGCCAUUCGGACUACCU